Messenger RNA from Myripristis murdjan (pinecone soldierfish), 6282 nucleotides. It is a transcript of the gene prrc2a, whose product is annotated as proline-rich coiled-coil 2A. The record is from RefSeq and is a predicted model, not a curated record. Gene Ontology annotation, biological process: cell differentiation. Lineage: Eukaryota; Metazoa; Chordata; Actinopteri; Holocentriformes; Holocentridae.
UCCCAUCUCACGGAAUUGCCCAGUAGCCGUUGACGGCUCUUUAGGAGACGGAUCGAGCCCACUGUAACACUUUUCUUUUUUUCUUUUUCAUUUGUUUUGUGGAAAAAGAAGAGGAGUACAAUCUCAGGGCUCACCAUACUCAAUGAGCGGACAGCGCAAUGUCAGAGCGCUCUGGGCAAACUGCAAAGGGGAAGGAUGGCAAAACCAAGUAUGCGUCUCUCAACCUGUUUGAUACAUACAAAGGAAAGAGCCUUGAAGCACAAAAGCCUGUUGUUCCCCCCCGCCAUGGCCUGCAGUCUCUUGGUAAAGUUGCCUCUGCGCGGCGUAUGCCACCCCCUGCCAACCUGCCCAGUCUGAAGGCAGAGAACAAAGGCAACGACCCCAACGUCUCGCUCGUUCCCAAAGACGGCACAGGAUGGGCAAGCAAGCAGGAACCAGCAGACCCAAAGAGUACCGAUGUAUUGUCAGCACCGCAGCCGGAAUCGCAGCAGCCUGUGGUUUCACAGAUGCCUGCAUCGACCCGCCCGAGAACCCCGCCAGCUCCAGAGGCUCUAGCGCCAGCUUCAGCCCAGGCCGCAGGGGCAAGGUCCUGGGCACAGGCCAGUGUUACACUUGGAACACAAGGGGAUGGUGGAAAGGGAUCAAACCAACCGUCGCCAUUCUCUCGCGAGGAAUUUCCCACCCUGCAGGCGGCUGGCGACCAGGACAGAGCUGGCAGAGAACAGGGCACUGCAGAUCAGUGGUAUGGGCCCGGACCAAGCCUCCGCCCCCAGAACGUUACAAGUUGGCGGGACGGUGGGGGCCGUGCCCUGGCACCCACCCUGUCCGGGGAGGGGGUAGCAGAGGGUGGCAGUGGCGGGGUUAUGGUGAUGGAGGGGGCGGCUGGGGCAGGCCAGUUACCCCCUCAGAACCCCCAGUCCCAUGGGCCACCUAGGAACCCCCCAGCAGGCAGCCCCGCCCUGCCCCUGCCCCAGCCACCCGUGGGGCCUGGGUUCCCCCCAUACCGGGGGAUCAUGCCUCCCUUCAUGUACCCUCCCUAUCUGCCUUUCCCACCCCCCUAUGGCCCCCAGGGGCCCUACAGGUACCCACCACCUGGGGAGGGGCCUGCCCCCAGGUUCCCUCGUGGUCAGGGUGGUCCUGAUGGAAGGCCUCAGGGUAGUCCUCGUGGUGGAGGUGGAGAGGUUGUGAAGCGCCCCUCCAUCCUGAAGCAGGAUGACCUGAAGGAGCUGGAUGAGCUGGACCAUGAUGGAGAUGAGGGUUGGGCAGGGGCACAUGAGGAGAUUGAUUACUCCGCCAAGUUGAAGUUCAGUGAUGAUGAAGGAGAAGAAGAGGGUGACGAGGAUAGGAGCGGAGAGAGCAAAAAUGGCUCACGGGAGCAGCAGAGAUCCCAGGAUGGCCCCUCUGUGACCUCUCGCUCUCGAGCCUCAGACAGCAGUGGGGACACCCGCCGCACCCCUCCCACAAGUACUGAUGAUGGGCCCACACCACCCUCCAGCAAGCCAGGAUGGGCCGAGGAGGGAGGCAGUGGUUGGGGCAGCCAGGGGGCAACAUCCAACUACCAGGGGCGCAGGCCUGGACUGGGUGGGCCCCGGGAGCAGCCCUCCCCCCCACCUGGGCCGCUCCUUGGACAAGGGCCCUACUCCUAUUACCGACAGGACCGGCCUCAUAACCAGGGUGCCUCUCUAGCCCCUGGGAAGGCUGGGCCCUCUCAACAUCAGCCAGCAGCGGGAGGCCCCACCCCUCCUCCCCAGGCUGGUCUGCUGGCACCCGGGGCCCAAGGGGAGGAUGAGGAUGAAACUUGGCGUCAGCGCAGGAAGCAGUCCUCCUCUGAGAUCUCUGCUGCUGUGGAACGUGCCCGCCGGCGCCGCGAGGAGGAGGAACGUAGGAUGGAGGAGGAGAGGCGUGCCGCCUGUGCGGAGAAGCUGAAGAGGCUGGAUGAGAAGCAGCAACAGCAACAGGGCAGCAGUACAGGUGGGGGCAAUAGUAAAGCCCCCAGCCUUGACGGGAACUCUACGGCUGCCACAGCAGGCAGCCCCAGUCCAUCUCUGUCAGCCUCAGCCUCCUCCCCCAAUGUCAGUCAGCCCCCGUCCCCUUGUGUGGACCCUGAAGAGCCCCCACCACUGGCUGUCCAGUCAGGGUCAGGCUCUGGAACCAGUGACAGGCAACGCGCUAACAGCAACAGCAGCUAUGACUCUAGUGCAGAUGCACAGCAGUGUCCUCAGCCUCCUGUGCCCCAACCACAGCAGCCCCCUCUCGAGGCACCUUUACCAGUAGAGAGUAAGGAAGAGGCCCUCGGCAGUGCUCACCUCCGUACUGGAGGAGGUGGUGGUGGUGGUGGAGGAGGAGGAGGAGGAGGAGGAGGAGGGGGAGCAGUGGACACUGUAAAGAUUGAGAAUAUGGGAGGGGGUGCAGGUCGUCAAGCCAGUGGUCCCCCUGGCCAGGGAUACUCAAAGUACCAGAAGUCUCUUCCACCACGUUUUCAGAGACAGCAACAGGAGCAGCUCCUGAAGCAGCAGCAGCAGUGGCAGCAACAGCAGCAGCAGCAGCAGCAGCAACAACAGCAGCAGCAGCAACAGCACAGCCAAGCAUCCCAGAGCCAGCUGCCACCCCAGCCACAGGUUCCACAGGGUCCCUCCCCAGGUUCUACACCCCAGCCUGGACCUGGACCCAAGCAGGGUGGGCCUCUGUAUCAGCCCAGCAGUAUGGGUCGACCCCCACCUCUGCCAAUGAACUUUGACCCACGCUGGAUGAUGAUGCCGUACAUGGACCCUCGCAUGAUGCAAGGCCGCCCCCCACCCAUGGACUAUUACUCUGCCGGCAUGCAUCCUUCUGGGCUUAUGGGGCGUGAGCGGUCUGAUUCAGGUGGCUCUGGUUCAGACCCCUUUGACAGGCAGCAACAGCAUCCAGGGCACCCUCAUCGUGGGACCCCGCCUAUGGAUCCAAAGCUGGCUUGGGGGCCAGAGGUGUUCCCUGGGGGAGGAGAGGGCCGUGGGCUUACUUCCCCUCUGAGGCAGAAGCAGGUGAUGGAAGAGGACGAUGUGGCCAAGGGGCCCAGGAGUGACACCCCUCCACAUCGCAUGCGAGAAGGUGGACUGGGCCCAAUCCAGCAACCCAGCUCCAGCUCUGGGUCCUCAAAUCAGACCCCACCACCAGUGGGAACCCAAGUGGGGGCUCAGGGAGGCAGCCACCACCCCCAUCACUAUAUGGGUGGGCGUGGCAACUACAGCAACUUCCCUGACCAGGGUGCAAGGAUGCCCCCCCACCAGCAGCAACAGCAGCAGCAGAGGGGUGGUGAGAGGGGCAGCCAGCAGCACAGCUUCACACAACAGGAUGAGGGGCCUCCCCGGGGGUCCCAACAGGGCCAGAUAUGGGGAGCCCCACACCCCCACUAUGAUCGCAAUGGUCGGGCAGAUCUCUCUCCCAUUGAGAGCAACUCUCACCUUCACCACCAUCACAGCCACCACCCCCACCAGCCUCACUUCCCUCUUCACCCCCACAAGUCUGAGAAUGGUCGUGAGAGAGGUGGUGAGGCCCCCACUAAGAAGGGUGACCCCUCUCCCCCACUUCACCAGCCCUCUCUCUCAUCGUCCUGCUCUUCCUCCUCCUCCUCUUCCUCUGCUAGGGAAGAUGGAAGUGGCAAAGUCACCAUGCAUCACCACCCAGCUCAGAGGGAGACUGAGGCUGGCGUUGGGCACAGUGUUGGUGAAAGAGCCAGCAGUGGUAAUGUUGGCAGUAGCAGCCAUGUGAAACAGGAGAAAACAGGUCCAGCUUAUGCUCCCCAUUCCUCCUUGACCACUGGUCCACCUUCCUCUCAACAUGGCAGCCAUGCUCAGCCUCAUCAGCAGCAGCAGCAUCCCCAACCCAAAUCUAACCAAAGAGGGGGACGGGAACACAAGACAGAAACCCAGUGGGGCCCACGGCCUGGCAGCAGCAAUACAGGGGUGGCCUCUUCACAUGGCAGGAGGGCCAACAAUGCAGGAGUAGGUGGGAACAACACCCGUGGAGGGGAGGACUCCUCCAACACAACAGACCACAAGCCCUCCAGCCAAACAGGAGGCAGCAAUCCUAACAAGAGGGCAGGCCCAAUUAAAAAGCCAGUACUGAAGGAAAUGAAAAGAGAGGGUGGGGAAGCUGAUGGAGGAGAGAAAGUGGGUUCAGGCCCUGGUAAAGAUAAAGAGCAAGAUGGUGGCCAGCUCCCCUCCACGAAGCAGGAAGCCUCUGCCAUAUCCCAGAAUGCAACAGCUCCAUCUGGCAAAGAUGAUCCAGCCCAGACAGCUAAGCCCAGGAAUGGAGGAAAAGAACGGUCCUCAGGAGGAGGAGGUGGCGGGUUAGGCAGAGGUCCUAAAGAUGCAGACACCACUUCAUCAGGAUUUUCAGGCUCUUCCUCCAGGAGGGAACGGGACCGCUCCUCUGAGAGAGGAGGCAACACUUCCUACCACCAUGGAGUCUCUGCCAGAGGCAGCAGAGCCAGCCGUGGAAGAGGGGGAGAGUUCUACGGUCGUGGUCGUGGUUACAGGGGCACCUACACGGCCAGUGCUGGGCCUAGUGGUGGCAGUCGGGGCAGAGUGGGCGGCAGGAGCGGCAGAGACUACCGCUCAUCUGCUGCCAGUGGCUACCACCAGGAGUUCAAGGGUGAAGGGGCUGGUGGCAGACAUGGUCAGGACCGGUCCCAACACAACCCAGCACGUGCCAGAAACCGUAGUGAAACCCGUAGCGAGGGCUCAGAGUAUGAAGAGAUACCGAAGAGGAGGAGGCAGAGGGGCUCAGAGACUGGCAGUGAGAGUGGUGGCAGUGAUCUUGGUCACUCGGACAAGGAGGACACCCGGAAACCCAACACCAAGAAUGGCUCUGAUAAUGCCGCCACCACUGGCAGCAGCAGUGUUUCAUCUGCACCAGCCAGAGGUUCCCAGGCCCGUGUCUUCACCCCCAGGGGCGUACCCUCCAGAAGGGGAAGGGGUGGAGGCAGUGGAGGAGGAAGUAUCUACAGGAGCAGUGGUAGUGCAGGAGGAAUGGCUGGAGGGCACAGGGUUGGAGCCAGUUCAGCCUCACACGGCUUGUCUUCCAAAUCUUCAGCAUCAGCCCGGAAGCAGCAGGCCCCACCUCAGUCCUCCGGGCCCAAGGACACGGGCCGUGGAGGAAACGGUGGGGAGAAGAAGGACAAGGCAGCUGAUGGAAGCCAAGCCCAGAGUCAAGGGGCCAAUGCCCCUCAGUCCUCUUUACCUACUGCUGCUCCCUCUACUCAAGGUUCCACUGAGAAUGGAGGGGUUGUGACCCAGCAGUCUUCAGCCAACUCCACAUCAAACUCUGGAGGACCCAACGCGCUCCCGCUCUCCAGUGGCCGAGGGUUCCAUCCCAGUGGAUUUGAGCGACCUCCUAGACGUCGCCGCCAUGGGCGUUCCCAGCACCAGCAGGACAAGCCGCCACGCUUCCGGAGGCUGAAGGAACGAGAGAAUGCAGCACGCAUCAAUGGAGGAGUUGGGGUCAUUGGAGGAGGACGACCCUCCUCUCCCUCCCUGAAUUCAGUUCAGGACAAUGAUGGUGCCCCCAUCUCUGCCCCCAUCACAGGUAAUGCCCCAAAUGCUAACCACAAUGCCACACUAACAGCCAACAGUAACAACAACAGCAGCAGUGGUGGUGGGCAUCUUGGCAAUACAAACAGCCACCACCACCACCACUACAACCAGGGCAACCCUGGGCAGACCCACUCCCAGCACCACCACAAUCAUGGAGCGAAGUCCCCUGACUUCUCCAACCAGAACUCGGACCAGGCCAACGAGGAGUGGGAGACGGCCUCUGAGAGCAGUGACUUCACAGAGUUCCGAGAGAGAGAGGGAGGAGGAGGCGGAGGAAAGUCCUAUUCUUCUCACCAUCAUCACCACCUAGGGAGGGGAGGAGGGGGUAGCGGUGGAGGAGGAGUGGUAGAGCGUGAGAUGGCAGGGAAAGAGUCGUCAGCAAACAAACGAAGUUUCUCUAGCCAGCGGCCUGGAAUGGAGCGUCAGAACCGGAGGGUCAAUGCUGGAAGUGCAGGAGGAGGAGGCGGAGGAAGAGGCCCUCGAGGCCCGCCUGGGGGCGCCGGCGGUGCUGGUAAUGGAGGUGGCAACCGUGGAGAGAGGCGAGGAAACUGGCCCUCACCAAAAAAUAGGAAGUGAUGGAAGAUUUCUGAACAUUUCAGAUGAACCCCACACCCAUUUAAACCCACCUUCUUACAUCUUUAUUCCUCUUGAUCAUUUUCUCAUCCCUUAUCUGUUCUCAUCCCUUAACAUAUUAGCACAUUGUACAGUA